UUUAGAGAAAGAGCGAAGUUACGAAGAUUAGUCACGUGAUCAUUCUUAUAGGGCAAGAUGGCGACCAAGUCAGGAAAUCCUUUUAGUUUCUUAGUGAAACAACUCAAGGUAGAUAAUAAGACUUACAGCUACUUUCAUACUGCUGAACUAGGCGAAGAACUUUCUGACUCCUCAUUUUGUCAAGCCAUUACAGAAGUUGGGGGUAAAGAUUUUACAGACAGUCCUGCUCUGAGGCAAGAAAAACUUAGUCGUCUCCCCUAUUCAAUCAGAAUCUUGCUGGAAUCUGCUGUGAGAAACUGUGACAACUUCCAGGUCCUGUCAACAGAUGUACUUAGGAUUUUAAACUGGGAGGAACAGCAGAAGGCUCAAGUAGAAAUUCCAUUCCGACCUGCAAGGGUCAUCUUACAAGACUUCACAGGUGUGCCCACAGUUGUUGACUUUGCUGCCAUGCGUGAUGCUGUUAAACGAUUGGAUGGUGACCCAGAGAAAAUCAACCCAAUCUGCCCAACAGAUUUAGUUAUAGAUCAUUCAGUACAGGUGGAUGUCUCUCGCAGCACUCCAGCCCAGCCUACGCAUACACCCAACCCUGGUGGUGGACUUGGACCACGCCUUCAGACCACGCCCUCUUCAACCACACGUGGACUUCCCCCUAUCCCUUUGAGUUGUCCACAUAGCCAGUUCCCCAUCUUACACACAACAUGCCCAUUCCAUUGCCAAGAGACCAAAGGUGCUGAUGCUCUGGAGCAGAAUCAGGAGUUAGAAUUUGAGAGGAAUAAAGAAAGGUUUUUGUUUUGUAAGUGGGGAGCUCAAGCAUUAAAAAAUAUGUUGAUUGUCCCACCUGGUUCUGGCAUUGUUCAUCAAGUCAACCUGGAGUAUUUGGCUCGCGUUGUUUUCAGUGAUGGUCAGCUUUUGUACCCUGACAGCCUAGUGGGCACAGAUUCACAUACUACAAUGAUCAAUGGGCUUGGUGUCCUGGGCUGGGGUGUAGGUGGAAUUGAGGCUGAGGCAGUGAUGUUGGGCCAGGCUAUUUCUAUGGUCCUUCCAGAAGUUGUUGGCUACAAGAUAACUGGCAGCCUCCACCCAUUGGUCACUUCCACUGAUGUGGUACUCACCAUUACCAAGCAUCUACGUCAGGUGGGUGUUGUUGGCAAAUUUGUUGAAUUUUUUGGCCCUGGAGUAACCAGUUUGUCCAUUGCUGAUAGGGCCACCAUAUCCAACAUGUGUCCAGAAUAUGGAGCCACUGUUGGCUUUUUUGCAGUGGAUGAAAAAUCAAUUGACUACUUAAAACAGACAGGUCGUGAUCCAGACAAAAUAACUGUCAUAGAAAAGUACCUUAAAGCCAACAGUUUAUACAGAGACUACACCAACGCUGAGGAGGAUCCACACUUUUCUCAGGUUGUUGAACUGGACUUGUCCACUGUUGUUCCUUGUUGCUCCGGGCCCAAACGUCCUCAUGACAAAGUGCCAGUGACUGACAUGAAGUCAGACUUUAACACCUGCUUGACCAACAAAGUUGGCUUCAAGGGUUUUGCCAUAGCUGCAGACAAAGUUAAGACCAGCGUUCCAUUUGUCUAUGAGGAUGUGGAGUACAGUCUCAAGCAUGGAAGUGUUGUCAUUGCUGCUAUCACCAGUUGUACCAACACCAGCAAUCCUUCAGUCAUGUUAGGGGCAGGUCUGGUUGCUAAGAAAGCUGUUGAGGCUGGACUGUCAGUGUCACCAUACAUCAAAACAUCUUUGUCACCUGGCAGUGGAGUUGUUACUUACUACCUGCGGGAAAGUGGCGUCACUCCAUACCUCGAAAAACUAGGGUUUAAUAUUGUUGGCUAUGGCUGUAUGACGUGUAUUGGAAAUAGUGGGCCCCUCCCAGACCAAGUUGGUGAGGCCAUUGAGAAGGGUGACCUAGUGGUGUGUGGUGUGCUAUCUGGAAACAGAAAUUUUGAGGGACGCAUCCACCCACUGACCAGGGCUAACUACCUAGCUUCACCUCCUUUGGUCAUUGCUUAUGCUUUAGCUGGCACAGUGGACAUCAACUUUGAUGAUGAGCCAUUAGGUGUUGGCAAAGAUGGCAGCCCUGUGUACCUGCGAGACAUUUGGCCAACUAGAGAUGAGAUCCAGGCUGUGGAGAGACAGUUUGUUGUACCUGCCAUGUUUCAAGAUGUCUAUUCUAAAAUUACUGAGGGCAGCAAGAGAUGGACAAGCUUAGAGGCUCCAGCCAGCAGCUUGUACCCCUGGGAUGACAAAUCUACUUACAUCAAGUCCCCUCCAUUCUUUCAAGCUAUGGAAAAAACUGUCCCCGAUGUGAAGCCAAUAAUUAACGCUGCUGUUCUGUUGAACUUUGGAGACUUUGUUACCACUGACCACAUCUCUCCAGCUGGUAGCAUUGCAAGAAACAGCCCAGCUGCUAGAUAUCUGGCUGCCAGAGGGCUAGUCCCUAGAGAGUUUAACUCUUAUGGUGCUAGACGAGGCCAUGAUGAAGUUAUGGCUCGUGGAACAUUUGCUAAUAUUAGACUAGUCAAUAAAUUUUUAAACAAACCAGGGGCAAGGACAGUGUACCACCCCACAGGUGAAGAGAUGGACAUUUUUGAUGCUGCCCAGCUUUACAAGAAAGAUGGAACCCCUCUAAUUAUUCUAGCUGGCAAGGAAUACGGCUCUGGAUCCUCAAGAGAUUGGGCUGCUAAAGGGCCCUGGAUUCUGGGUGUGAGGGUUGUGCUGGCUGAAAGCUAUGAACGUAUACAUCGCAGCAACUUAGUGGGUAUGGGCAUCAUACCGCUUCAGUAUUUGGAAGGUCAGAGUGCUGACACACUGGGGCUAAGUGGACAAGAGAAAUUCAGCAUACAAUUACCUGAUGACCUUCUGCCUGGCAUGAUUGUAACAGUACAGCUGAAUGAUGGCCGGACAUUUGAAACUAAAAUGAGGUUUGACACUGAAGUGGAGCUGACCUACUUCCGUCAUGGUGGAAUUUUAAACUAUAUGGUUCGCAAAAUGCUAUAGGACUCCUGAUUUUAAUAACAUGCAUUUAACUAAGCAUUUUAAGCGGAAACUUUAUUUUACUCAAAUGCUCUUGAUUUAUUGUCUUCUGAAAUGGAUUUACUAAGCAUUGUAAGAAUGUUUUAUUUUAAUAAAAGUGUAUAAGUUUUAUAUCAUUAUGGUCUCCUGAAUGGACAUGUAGUGCACACUUUUAAACAUCAAAUUGCUUAUUUUAGCUAUGUAUUUAUGAUGCUGGAAUUGUUGAUGUAGUCAGAUUGUUUGAUUAAAAAAACUUAUAUAUUGACUACAAA
Molecule: messenger RNA, 3278 nt
Organism: Physella acuta
Lineage: Eukaryota; Metazoa; Mollusca; Gastropoda; Physidae
Product: cytoplasmic aconitate hydratase
Source: RefSeq, a predicted model, not a curated record